Messenger RNA from Wallemia mellicola CBS 633.66, 960 nucleotides. RefSeq lists its product as hypothetical. The annotation marks the transcript as partial. Gene Ontology annotation, molecular function: zinc ion binding; glutaminyl-peptide cyclotransferase activity. The transcript is spliced from 2 exons. NCBI's taxonomy places the organism in Eukaryota, Fungi, Basidiomycota, Wallemiomycetes, Wallemiales, Wallemiaceae. The record is from RefSeq and is a predicted model, not a curated record.
CAUCUUAAUAGUAUUCUAAUCCCAAGGGUAUCAGACACUCCAAAUAAUACCCAGGUCUUGAAUUACUUCGUUAAUCACUUCAGUCGUCUCCGCUGGGAUGCUACGAUUGACACCUUCCAAUCAAACACUCCACUUGGUAGAAAGACAUUCAACAAUCUUGUCGUUAACUCAAACAAAGACGCCCCUUUUAGGUUGACUUUAGCCGCACACUAUGACAGCAAAUACUUCAAGAACGCUGAGUUUCUAGGUGCAACUGACUCUGCAUUCCCUUGCGCCUUGCUACUCGAUUUGGCUACCUUCUUUACGCCCAUCUUGAACAAAUCAAACUUCACGACCUCAUACGGUCCUUCUUUCGAUGGGAGGCAACUCGAUGAACAUGAUUUGAGCCUCCAGAUGAUCUUCUUUGACGGCGAGGAGGCUUUCGAGAAUUGGUCAGAUAACGACUCAAUAUAUGGCGCAAAACACCUCGCCGAGACUUUGUCAACCAGCUACAUUGACAUCCAAGAAGCACACCACCCUCCAGUAUCGAAGAGACGUCUUAAGCCUCAUCCAACUGAGUUGGAUCGUAUCGACCACCUCGUUUUAUUGGACUUACUGGGAGCACCUAACCCAACAAUUCCCAACUACUUCUCAACAACCGAGUGGAUGCACUCUCAUAUGAUUGAUAUCGAAAACAGAUUGAACAGCAUAGCUGAAACGCCUACAGUAGAUCAAUCGAAUAACUUCCAAUCACGGUUUUUUGUUAAUAGGACAUCACGAUCUGGUAUCUCAGAUGACCAUCUACCUUUCCUCCAUAGAGGUGUACCUAUAUUCCACGUAAUACCCAACCCAUUUCCUUCAGUCUGGCACAAACUAUCUGAUGACAGAUCUGCACUUAGUAUACCAACAAUGUCAAGAUGGAACGCAAUCAUGCGAACAUUCAUUGCAGAAUAUAUGCAAUUACGUCCCCUGAUACAUUAA